CCAAAUGUAGCAGUAGUAAAACUACAUUUCCCGGCUACAGUCGGGUUUGAAGUGUUGUUAACGGACACCUGGGAUCGGGCAUACUGCAACAACUCUGGAGCUGCUUACAAACAGCUGCCUCUCGUCGGGCACAAAACACCGAUCCCUGUUUUAGCGUUUAUUGCUGACAGCUGCCAGAAAUGUCAGAGACGUCAAGUGAUGCAGAGUCGUCCUGUGGCUGGACCAUUAUUAGUAAUGAGGGUUCAGAUAUCGAAACGCUGGGAUUGGAGGCUGCAGUGGAAUAUGGAGCCGAGCUGUUAGAGCGCCCUCCAGUGGAAGAGGCAGAGCUGCAUGACACACAGGCCUCUGCAUCUGGUGCUGGAUGUGUUGAAGAGAGAGGUGCUGAUUCCCUUGACGACACACUGGGAGAACGAACCGUAGAUGAGACACUGUACGUCUCUGAGGCAGGAGACAGUGCUGAGGGGAAAGGGCAUGUCUCUCUGUUGUCCUUCAGCGAUCACUCUGACAUCGUGACUCUGGGAGACUUGAAGGAGGACGAUCACGCAGACGUGGAAGAGGAGGCAGCAGCCAAUGAGGAGUUUUACCUCGGCACGUCCUGCAGCAGCCAGUACGCCUUCACUGCUGCAGAGACUGUUUUCCCAGUGCAGCAGCCAGCAGUGACAAACUCGAGCAGCAGUGAGGACGAGGGAGGACAAGGCGCCAGCACUGUCAUACGAAGACGGCGGGUGAGGAAGAACACCACGAGCAUUGUGACAGAGCCUGAGGAAGAGGAGGCACUGGAAUCUGGUCCAAGUGAAGAGGAAGAGGAGACGCAGCAGGAGGAGCAGGCUGAAGUUAGACCUGCUGCGGCUCUGCAUGUCCGAAUGCAAGGCCAGGGCAGCAGUAUACUCAACAAGUGUAUCCUGCUCGCCCUCAUCAUAGCCAUCAGCAUGGGCUUUGGUCACUUCUAUGGCACAGUCCAGAUUCAAGAAAGACAGAAGAUUGUGGAGAAAAUCAGAGUGAAUGAGCUUGAUAGUGUGAGGGAUCUGCUUCGAGAGGAACAUUUUACAAAACAGGCUCAGAGGGGAGACUUUGCCCUGAAAGACUUGGAUGAGCAAAAAGUUAUUUCACUGCUCACAGAGGUGAUUGAAAAGAUAAAGAAAGAAAACCAGGAGAUCAACGUCAACCAGGCGCACAUUCAGGCCCAGAGAGAUGACCUAGAAAUGUUGCUGAAACAGAAAGCUGAGGAGAGGACGAACAUCGCGGCUCAGCAACAGAGGCUGACGGCUGAAAACCAGCAGCUGAAAAGAUCGCUGGAACGAGAAGAAAAGUCUCUGUCCACUUUACAGGAGGAGCUGAGAAACCUGCGCUCUAAGAUUAGAGAACUGGAGGCGAAGGGAGCUGGAGCUGACUCACUACUGUCAGAAAACCACAGGCUGAAAGAGCAGCUGGAGGAGGAGAAGCAGCUGAUCAGAAACUUCCACACCCAGAGGGAAGACUUAAUGGCUGAAGCACAGACACUGAGGAAGAAGCUUGACAAGGAGAGGAGGUCCACAGAUGAGAUGAGGAGAGAGCUGACUCGUCUGAGAAGUCGCAUCCCUGGAGCUGGAAAGGAGGCCGGUUCAGAGGCAGAAGAGCUACAGUCACGUCUGAUGGAGCUGGAGAAGCGACUGAGCUUUGAACAGCAGCGCUCUGACCUGUGGGAGAGGCUGUAUGUGGAAACCAAAGAAGAAAGAGCCAAAGGAGACACAGAGUCCAAAGUGAAAAAACCGAAAGCGGGCAUGGCAGGGAAAGUGAAGGAGACAUUUGAUGCUGUGAAAAACUCCACCAAGGAGUUCGUCCACCACCACAAAGAGCAGAUUAAGAAAGCAAAAGAGGCUGUGAAGGAGAACCUGAGGAAGUUUUCAGAUUCUGUCAAAUCAACCUUUCGACACUUCAAGGACUCGGCUUCAACUUUCAUCAAUAAGGCCAGAGGCUUUUAUAAGAAGAGAUGUGAUGAGAAGAAUCCCAAAGAGUCCUUCCACAACACUCGAAAAUCAGGGUAUAAAGUCCACGAAGAUAGAGGUCAGAACAGCCACAAAGCCAACUUCAAAGGGUGCUCUGGUGUCUUUGACUGCGCCUACCAGGAGUCUAUGAGUCUCUUCAACAAAGCCAUGGAGCCGAUCAGAGCAGAUGAAUUUUACCAGCUGCUGCAGAGCUACCUGCACCAGGAGGUCGAUCACUUCCACCACUGGAAAGAGCUGGAGAUGUUCAUCAACAGCUUCUUCCACAAUGGGGUGUUCAUCCACGACCAGAUGCUGUUCACAGACUUUGUCAGCGGGGUGGAGGACUAUCUGGCAGAUAUGCACGAGUAUCACGGGCUCGACGAUGACGUGUUUGGAGAUCUUGAUGACUACGUCUACAGGCACUUCUUUGGAGAGACUUACACAAAAAGCUAUGGCCCAAGCGGGCCGUUUGAGAGACCCGACACCAACUCAAAGGAGGAGUCACGCUCAAAGCAUCAACGCAAGCAGCAGAGAGCCAGAUCUCGACCACACAGCGAACGCAAGUGGAGCAGAUCAGGAAGAAACAACGACAGACACAUGGCUGAUGUCAAAAUAGAACUGGGUCCGAUGCCGUUUGAUCCCAAAUACUGAAAAUAUCUCACCAGGUUUAAUAUUAUAGUUGCACAUUCUAUUUUUGGUUGUAUUUAGAUGCAAAAGCUCUUUUUUGUAAGUUUGCACAAUAUUAACUUUUUAAUGCUACUGAACGUCCUCGAGCUGUUUUGUGUUUAGUGAAGUAAUCAUCAUUAGGUUUGAGUGAAACAUGUGGCUUAUCUAUUUUGUAACAUGAGAGAUUCGUGUUCAUUUAACAUUGACAAAUGUUAACCACUUCAUUUUUAGGAUUUCCUGCUGAAGCACCACUGAUUCUCAUCUGCAACCACAGCACUUUUGUUUAGAAAUAUUUAGCGGAAAAUGUUACUUGUGAACCCAAAGCUAAACAAAAAAUGGAAAAAAGAAACAAAAAAAACAGACACGCCACAUUAAGGAUGUUUCCAUGUACAGCCAUAUAGUUGUUUUAAUUUGCUGCUACAAAGACAGGUCUAUGUGAUGUGGCUGUAUCUUGCUUUUAAAAUGCUGUUUUCUAACAUUCCACCUCAAGCUUGUUUCAACUGGACCUGGAAGUUUCGUUUUACUUUAACAUGAGAAAAAGGCUGGAAAAGCAAUUUCACACCAGAUUUUGUUGUGAAUAAUUGAAAAAAAAAAAAAAAGCACGUUUGAGAAGUGAUACUUUAAAAUGACAUCUGAGUUUUAAAAUAUUUAUUUCAGUAUCACAUCCUGACAUUCAUAAAUGGAAAGAAAAUUGCCAUUGUUCCAGUGUUUGUCAGUGCCUUUCAUAAAUAAAGAUGCUUCCUCCAACUCUUCCCUCAGGAAGGUGAGUGUGAAA
Messenger RNA from Seriola aureovittata, 3405 nucleotides. It is a transcript of the gene ccpg1, whose product is annotated as cell cycle progression 1. The coding region runs from base 180 to 2615 and encodes 811 amino acids. Gene Ontology annotation, cellular component: membrane. NCBI's taxonomy places the organism in Eukaryota, Metazoa, Chordata, Actinopteri, Carangiformes, Carangidae. The record is from RefSeq and is a predicted model, not a curated record. The transcript is spliced from 10 exons.